Messenger RNA from Mugil cephalus (flathead mullet), 10844 nucleotides. Its product is annotated as BAH and coiled-coil domain-containing protein 1-like. Gene Ontology annotation, molecular function: chromatin binding. The record is from RefSeq and is a predicted model, not a curated record. The coding region runs from base 1719 to 9788 and encodes 2689 amino acids. The transcript has 27 exons. Lineage: Eukaryota; Metazoa; Chordata; Actinopteri; Mugiliformes; Mugilidae.
CCCGGACGCGGUGAUGCACGGGUUAAUGGUGACGUGGUGCUCCUGAAGCGGUGACCCGCGGGGCAGCCAGUGGGGGCUGCAGGGGGAGAUGAUGAGAAAGCCGAGGCUGAGGUCCUGUUUGGGAAGGAGGGCAGAAGACACCGCCGAAAUCAUUACCUUGCGCUUAUUUCCAAGCUUCAGUGGUUAGACUUCGCUUCUUCCGCAUUCACCUCCAACCUGCGCCUCAUUUGCGUUUACGCAUAGGUGACGGUUUAUCAGUGCAACGCCUCCCCGAAGGAAACCAGUGUUUUAACGUGUAUGUGUCCGCUGCACACUGCUGCUUUAAAUCGUCCUUUCUUUAGUCCAGAGCGACGCAGCGGAGCAGACUGAGCUCCCUUUCUGUGGAGCAAGAAUUGGGGAGAUAAAUUCACUUUUACGCACAAACUUGUCUGGACCGCUUGGACGCGAUCAAAGGCUGCGGGGCAAACGCGCAAAAUGCCUCGGACUAUUUAACGCCUGUGCUAAAUGUUUAUAGCGCUCUUACAAUUGAAGCCGUGUGUGCAUGGUCUGUCAUCCAUCGCACAAAAUGCCUCUGAAACCCUGGAGAGCGGCUAUGUAUAGGGUACACAUAUAGCAGGCGCUGGUGUAACCAGUGUUGAAUUUGGAAAAGGUGGGUAAACCGUGACCUCCAGACAGUAAUUAGGCCUAUCAUUUUCUAAACAACCGCCACUAUAAACAAAUAGCACUUCGAUUUCCAGAGAAGAGCUGAUUGCUCCUUUUCACGUCAGACUCGGAUUAUAUGUUUAAAAAAAAUACUUUAAAGAAAAAGUUGUUUUGUGUGGUGUCGUCUGCCUUUCUCUACAGCGCGGUAAUGGGUUAAGCACAUAGGCAGAAACAGAGCAGUGGUUACCAAAAAUCAACGUGGUUCACUUUGAUAAAAACUUGUGAGGGCUCGAGGAAGCGGGUGGGGGGAGGGAGGCAGUUUGGUGCAAAAUCUCACGCUGAAUAUCAGAUAGAUGCAUGUGGAAGGAGUGAAUGGCCUCCUCUCCUCCUCCUUUUCCACUUCCACUCAGAGAUCCGGUUCAGCACAAUCACAAAUGAAAACAAAACAGAUCAGAAAAAGGUGUGUGUGUGUGUGUGUGUGUGAGUGCGAGAGCGUGUGUCUCGGUGCGUAAAUGUGUGUCGAGGCAAUUGUGGUCGCCACCUUUGUUGGUGGAGAUGUGAGUGGGUGUAUUCCUGGUGUGUAACUCAUAAGCAUGCUUGAUGAUGUCCCUUUGCCCCCUCCCCUGAUUUAAAAAAAAAAAGAAGAAAGAAAGAAAAAAAAAGAAAGAAAAUACACGAAAGCUCUAGUCUCCAGACGAGAGUGCAUGGGAAAGAGAGGCAGGGAGAGAAAAGGGAGAGUUUCUCCAUCAAUUUUCUGUUUAAUGUCAGCGCUUCAGCUCCAUUGUGGGAGAGAGAGGGAGCGUCAUCCAGACAUAAAUUUGCUAUUAUACAGCUUGACGGAGACUCACAUCCACAGGAUCCGGGUGUUGUAUUCGGGAAAAUCCCUCGGUGGAUGAAUUCAGCAAAGAGUUAUCGUGACAUGACGGGGACUCAGUUUCUACACUGCAAAGCCAAAACUCCGCUCAAUGCGAGGGGAGCCCGAAGUUCAUAAAAGGGAUUAUUUGCAUCUGGGUGCCUGAAACCUUCGGUGCCUCCGGAUUUUACUUUGGAUUUGGGAUUUAUCGGUUCUCAUCGGGAUGGAAAGCCGAGAUUUCGCUCCUCCGCACCACCUCCUGACGGAGCGGAGCGCCUUGGUUCACAGCGCCGCGUCUCGGAUGGCGCCAGGCGGUCACGGCUCUGUGCAGCACCCGGCACACUUCCAGCCCGGGAAAUACUACUCAUCCCACCUCUCCAUGGGUCCGCACUCAGGUGCUUCCUUCAUGGGCUCUUUCCUGGCCAGCAGUCUGGGGUCCCCGCCCUCCCACCCUCCUCACCCCUCUGGACCUGCUGCGUCCCCCUCGUCCCCCUCCUACAGGGCUGGACCUCAUUCAAGUGCUUCCCCUAUCUGGUUCCCCCAUUCACAUGAAGGGUACCCCAGCUAUUCAGGAAGUCUUGCUUCUCCUUUUCUCCCCAUGAGUCCUCUGGAUCACCAUAGCAACAGUCUCUAUGGACAGCACCGCUUCUAUGAAACUCAAAAAGAUCACUUCUACCUACGAGGCCUUCCUCCCCAGCCCCCUCUGCUCUCAGCCAAUCACAGCCUUCCUCCACUGUCCAGGACCACGCCAGGCCACCCACUCGGUUCUUGCAGCAGGGAGACGGACAAUGGUGGAGGGGGCGGGAAGAGCACCAAGGAUGUGGGCGAGAAAGGGGUUUCAUCUGUGUCGAAGGAGAAGGAGCGGUCAGGCAGCAAGGAGCGGCACCAGGAGAGCAAAGACAAACAGCUUCAUCAUCACCACCUUCAUCAGACGAAUCCUGGCACCACUCCUUCUGGCCACCACCACCAAGCGUACUCUCACCCUCACCACGCCCUCCUUCCCCACCUCGCGCUCCAGAGCAGGGAGGACGACCACAGACACUCUCUGGAGCGACACAAGGAGUACAGAGACAGUGACUCGGGCAGUCAGGGAUUGAAACAUAUGAGUUCCUGUAAACUGUCCAGUGGCUCGGGGGCAGAGACUGGCUUGGGCGGAAAGGGGGGAGCGCUAAACAGCUGCAGUGGAGGUGGGCUGGGCAGACCGCCAUCUGGAGGCAACAGGCGAUGCUCCAAAGAUGGGCCCAUAAAUGGGGAGAUGAGGAUCAGUGAAUCCUCGUCCUCCUCAUCUGAAUGUAUGCGGCGAGGGUCGGCUGCGGCAACAGCAAUCUUGGCUCCUCCAGCUCCCCACUCUGUGGCUUCCUACUCCAUGCCUCCCCCUCCCCCUCCGCCACCUCCCCCCCAUGCCUUGCACAUGGGCUCUACUGUCGCUGGAGGGUGGCUGCACCAUGCCCAUCACCAUCCACAUCCCGAGUUUUACUGUCCUCCAGCCCCUCUUACUAUCACAUCCUCCAAAGAUCCAGCAUCUACCCCUGCAGGGUCUGGCAGGGAGGCAAAGGUCAUUGGCCCAACUUAUGUUCCCUCAGUCGGGCCUCUUGGGGAUCUGGCAGCCCCCGAUUGCCGCGGAGCAGGUGGGGGUGGGAGAAAGCCAGAUGACAAGAGUGGAGAAGGUUACGAAAGUCCCUCUCAUCACCUCAGCCGACUUAGCAGUUGCCAGAAGAAGGACAAAUCCCAGCCACACCAGCAGCAGCUGGGAUAUGGCAAAGCUGACAGACCCCCCGACUGGGGCCACCAGACAAAUCACUUCCAUAAACCCGGCUCCAACGUGAGCUCUCAGCCUGAACUGCGGUCUUGCAGCCUGGAGACAUCCUUCAGAGGUGUUGAGGUUGUGGACGACGUGUACCGACCCUCCCUCCCACUGGAUGCCCAGGAGGCACACCCUGGUGCCGGGCAGGGUGCGUCCAAGAAUGGUCCCAGCAACCGCACAUCUCCCUUCAGAGGUUGUUCCCAUUCAGGUCCUGAUGGGAAGGUGGCGCCGGGGGCAGUGGCUCAGAGGGAGGGGCAGAAGGUUGCGAGGAUACGACACCAGCAGCACAGCAGCCACGGAGCAAGCGGAGAAGAGAGGGGACGCGAGGAAAGUCAGACGGCGCCUUCCUGGGGGGUCCGAGGUGGCCUCCAAGAGGACCAGAGAAAAGGCACCCAUCAUGCAUCCAUCGGUAAAGGUGAAGUAAGAGGGUUCAGCAACAGAGCUCCGCACAUUGACCACAACCAGCCACAUUCUCAACAGCCUCCGCCUCUAUCCCGCUCCUCUUCACACACCACUGAGGGCGAGGGCAGUGCCAUGAAGAACCUAAUGAACUACAGCUCCCAGCAGCCUUCGCUGCUACCACAGCGGAGCCCUUUCGGAGGUCUGGGCUGCAUCAAGCAGGCCGGGGAUAGGUCAGAGAAAGGGGACAGAGGAGCUGCUAAAAGCAGCAACUCCCAGCAAGAACCUCCCAAACAGUCGCUCCCUCCUCGCAGAGGCUCCACUAAUGAGGGAGAGAGAUGUGACAGGGGUGGGAAGGAGGCAGGGGAAGCAGGAGAGGGGGAGGUACGACAGCCUCCAGUGGGCAUUGCAGUUGCAGUAGCCCGGCCCCCUCAUCGUUCUCCAGACAGCACCCCUGGACACAGUAGACAGGGCAGGGUGCUGCCCAGCAUGAAAGGGCUGUCGCGCCCCGUGUAUCCACUUGGUCGGGAGGCAGAGGAGAGGAAGAGGAUGACGGAGGAGCAGAUCAGUCUUCAUCACCUGGACAGAGACAGAGAAAUGAUCAUCAGGGAAAACAAGGACUGUGUGGAGUUCGCCAGGAUUCACCCUUCCAGUAGUUGCCACGGUGACCUGACCUCUCACCUCUUGGUCCCUGGAGGAACAAGUCAGUUAGGAGCGGACCCCGCUGCUCAUGCGCACCCAGCUCACCACCACUGGAUGCAGAGGACAGGAAGUCCCUCCCUCUGGAUGGGACAUUCAUACAGUUUGAGCCACGUGGGGAUGAGCCCUGGCUUCCCACCAGGUCUUCCCAGCCCUCUGCAGCCUGUCUUAGGGUCGCUUACUCAAGACCCCAACUCCCCUCUUGUUGUUCUUCCAUCAGAACCCGGGCCUCACCAUCAUCUUGAUGUCCUGGAGCAGUCGGGUCUGUGGCCCCCUGUGUACGGAGGCAGAGGCCCUCCUCCCCACCUUCAGCAUCACCCCGUCUACUCCCGCUCCUCAUUCCUACGGCAACAGGAGCUGUACGCCCUGCAGCAUCAGCACCAGCAGCAGCAGCGAGCCAUGGAGCACAUGCAACGGCAAUCCUUGGGACAAAGAAAACACGAAGAGCACGCCAUCACCAUAGAAGACUCUCCUCAUGAAUCAUCAGCCUCCAGAACGCCUUCCUCUUCCUCUUCUUUGUCCACCGCCUCCUCCCACGCGGCCAAGCCCUUCUCUCACACUCCUCCCCCGCCAAAGACGUCCACGCCGUCACCGGGGAUGUGCCCCAGCAGCCGCCAGUCGCCCUGCUACCACUCCCCUUCCACGCGCCCGCACCCGCCAAAUCCCCUGACCCCUGCGCCCAGUCCGGCGGCCGCGGCUCCGCGCUCCCCGGCGCUCAGCCCCGCUCCUUCACACCUCCCCAAAGGCCUGGACAGGGGCAGCGACAGAGGAGAAGGGCAGCCUCCCCAGGACUACCCACAAUCCUUGGAGCCAGACCUGCCACCUGUUUAUACCUACCCUCCGAUCACCAUGGGUUACAAGGCCGGGCCCUCGCCCCCCGAAGCUCGACUGGCUGAGCAGCCCACGGUGGAGGAAGAGCCGGCGGAGCCUGACCUCAAGUCCCUCCCGCACCCAUGCCACAUCCAGCCUCUCACCGAGGAGGAAGAGAUACGGAAAGAAGACAGCCGGGGAGACUGCGAAGUGGUGGAAUCCCAGAGUGGAGUUGCAGACGAGGCGAGGAAGGAAACAAAAGGAUGCUCCAUCUCCGAGCCCCACAGCAAGAUUUCUGGAUUGCUGCCAUGCCCUUUCCCAGCUCCGGUCCCAGAUCCAGCCUGCCCAGCCACAGCCACAGGCAAAACCCUAAAAGUAGAGCUCUCUCUGGGUUGUACGGGCCAGAAGGCUGGCCCGGAGGAGCCCCAGCUAUCCAAAGAGCAGGCGGGUGAUGGCGAGCAUGGAAAGGAGGACAUGGAGGAGGAGCCCCAACCAACAGAAUGUACUGUUUCUGUGCCUGAAGAACUGGAGGUGGAGGACGACGGGCCCAAAGAGGGAGAGAAUGUAGAGGUGGUUGAGGAUGAGGGUGAGGAGGAAAGCAGCGGGAUAAGUCCCGGUGAGGACUUGGUGGAAUUGACGUGUAGCUCUCCUGCUCCUUCCCCGUCUGCCAACUCAGUCCUCCCUCCCACGCCAAACACAGCAGCCCAGCUCCAGGGGGCCUACAUGUGGAGCCUGGAGCUCCUGAUUGCCGCGGCCCUGUGCGCCACCAGAGAUGCCUUGUACCCACCGGUACCCGUUGACCAGGCCCCAUGCCCUGGACUGCACCACGGUAUGGAGAUACUGGGGGAGCUGGCCGAGCUGGAGAUCCAGCAGAGGAGCAGAGAGAGCAAAGAGAAAGACACUGAAGGUGAGGACAUGCUGACCUUUGACCUCCACAGUCUGGCUACGCUGGCGGCCGCCCGUGCCUUGGAGAUGGGGGAAGGGGCCGUGGAUGCAGGGGCCGACCGGCAGUGUCCAAUCAGGAAGAGGCUCAACCUGCGCAGGAAGUGCAGCUGGACGCCUCGCCACGAGCCGGUGUGCCCAGUGAAGGGCUCCAUGGAGACGAUGGGAGGGGAGGAGCUGGCCAUGCGUGUCCAGCUGGCUGAGCUACAGCGCCGCUACAAAGAGAAACAGAGAGAACUGGCCAAACUACAGAGGAAACACGACCACCAGAAAGAGGAGACGUCUCGUAGCCCCGCUCGCCGGAGGCCCGGCCGCCCCCGCAAGCGCAAGUCCACCCCCGGCCCAGCUGCUGCAGAGAGCUCCAAAAGACUCAGGGCUGGACUGAAUUUACUGGAGGUAAAGGCCAGGAAUUCAAUGUCCAAUCACAACUUCAACAGCCUCAGCGCUGCUCAGAUGAAAGCUCGCUGCAAGCACAGAGGCCGGCCCAGCGCCCUGAGCUCCAGGCUGGCCAGGCGGGUGACCCAGCUGAAGCAGAAGGCCGCGGCCCAGCGUGGCGUGCCACCGCCGGGCAUGCUCCGCUGCAGCGAGGGAAACGCCUCCAAGAGCCACUGCAGACAAGGAGGAAAAGACCUGCAGCAGGACCGGACGGGCGGUCAGGCCGUAAAGAGGAAGAGGGGCCGAAAGCCCAAAGUCUUUAUGGGCAUCAACUCGAACAGAGCCUACCACAAGGACAGCCGGGCCUCAGAGAAACGCGACGCGAGGGACGAGAAGAGUGACAGCGAGAGCUCAGAUCAUGGCAUGGGGAGUUUGCCCAGCAGAGACCAGAGGCGAAUGCCCAGGAGGCCAAACCUCACCAACACGGAGAGGGGACAUCCAGACCACAUGUCCAUGAACAGAGCAUCACUGCCCAGCUGGGGUGCGUCAUCAGUGGGCUGUAGCUUCGGGGACAGCCACGGCAACCACAGAGCUCUGAUAGACGCCAAGAGGAUCGGCAAGGACGACGAGAGGAAGGCCUCUGCGGGACAGGGUGUCCGAGAAAAGGGCCACGCCGUGAGCCGACUCCUGCAGAGCUUCGCUGCCGAUGACGGCUUUCGCCUGGAUGAAGAGAGCAGCUUCUCGGAGGGAGAGGAAGAGGACGAGGAAGAGGAGGAGUCAAAUGAGAAGUCGUUGAUCCACCUCCCCCCCAACAUGCCUUGCAGAAUACCUGCCCUGCCAAACUGCGUGCUGAGUAAAGAGAUGUUAGUGGAUGGACUGAAGAUCUUGAUCUCCAAGGAAGAUGAGCUGUUGUACGCCGCCUGUGUGCAAACUCUGGACCUGCCUGACAUAUUCAGUGUUGUCAUUGAAGGGGAGCGAGGAAAUCGCCCAAGGAUCUACUCGCUGGAGCAACUUCUACAGGAAGCGGUGUUGGAUGUACGGCCUCAGUCUGAGGCUAUUUUGACCGCAGGGACGCGAGUGUGUGCCUACUGGAGCGAGCGCUCCCGCUGCCUUUACCCUGGAUACGUACACAGAGGGGGUCCGGGAGAAGAGGAGAAGGAGGGCAGUGUGAUGGUGGAGUUCGACGAUGGAGACAGAGGAAGGAUCUCCCUCGUGAACAUCAGACUUCUGCCCCCUGGAUAUCAAAUCCGCUGUGCCGAACCCUCUCCAGCUCUUCUGAUCUCCCCUGGUCGGCGAGGUCGGAGAAGCUCCAUCCUAGAGAAGAAAGACACAGCCACAGAGAGGCCAGUCAGUGAGGAGUCAGGGGGGAGGCCACAAGAAAAAAGACCAGUUGGCAGGCCGAAGAAAAUCCACUCAGUGCCUAAGGCUGUCAGCACACCGACAUCAAUAACCCACACUGUAACAAAAGGCAACUCUUCCUUGCUGAACUGGUCCGUGCCCAAGAAGAGACCGCCGGUUGACUUCUUCCUCUUCAACGGGACGUCCCGGAAGACCCAGAAGAAGAUGCGAGAGCGGGACUUGGGGCUGUUUCAUCGGCCCGCCUCCCACUCUCUGACUCCAUCAACCCCCAUCAAAGGCAUCUUUGGCUCUCCCUUUGAAGUUGACUCAUUCAGUAGUAUUGCUAAUGGAUACUCUACCUUUGGCAGUGGCCACUCUGGAACGGGGCGACCGGUCACCUCAGUAGCUUCCCCGGGGCUUCGAGACUCCUCGUCCUCUUCUUGCGCCUCAUCUGUCACCAUGGCUAUGACAGCUGGGAGCAGGAAGCCCGUGAGUGAACGAGACAGGAAACACUUCCUGGUGAAGCUGGAUCAUGAAGGAGUGACCUCUCCUAAGACAAAGAAUAGCAAAGCCUUGCUUCGACUUGGGGGGACUGGAGGGAGAGGAGGGAAGAGCCUCACUUCAUCAGGAGCGCCGCUGCGAUACAUCCAGCCUUCCUUGCUGGUGAAAGAUGGCAAAAAGGGAGGAGGCGAAAGUGCUGGGGCCCGGUCUGAAGCCCUUCUAAAGGGUGUUCCUCCUCUGAGGAAGGAACUUCUCUCAGCUGGUCUUGGUGUACAAGGAGGGGAUUACAGUUUGGACUACCCCAGUGACUGCCCAAGCUCCUACUCUGAGCUGGAUGAGGACGAUGAGGACGAUGGUCGGGACGCUGAGGGCAGAAGAAGGAGCGCAGCCGUCACACCCCAUCCCCGUGGUCGUUUUCUAUCUCGUCCCUCCAUCUGCUUCUCCUCAUCUUCCUCCUCCUCUUCCUCCUCCGGCUCCAUCUCCUCUUCGUCCCUCUGUUCCUCAGACAAUGACUCUUCCUACUCCUCUGACGAAGAGUCCUCUUCCGUGCUCCUGCGCCGUGCGCUGCUCCAGCAGGACAAACAAAAACACAGGCAGAGCAUGAACUCUGACCUCCUGAGCCCUGACCCUACCACCUCCAACUCCUCCCCUUCCUCUUCUGCCCCGAUUCAUGGCUAUGUGGCCAAAGCCAACGUGCCCACCGCGGGGUCAAAGGGUAGGGGUGACAGAGCAGAAGACAGGAAGGAGUACAUUUCAAAAGGAAGCAUGCUGGCUAAGACCCAGCUGAAGAGGAGAGAAGGGGUUCCUAAUAACCACCAUCAGAGCCAAAGCAGUCCAGUUUGCCAGCAGCUGAAACAGUCAUCCAAGGACCCGGUGACAGCUAAGAAGCAGAGGAUGUCUUCACCUGAGCCCCUGGCCAACAUGGCUCCCCUGCUGCCAGGACGCCAGCUCUGGAAAUGGUCUGGAAACCCCACACAGAGGAGAGGUCUGAAGGGUAAAGCCCGCAAGCUUUUCUACAAGGCCAUUGUAAGGGGCAAAGAGAUGGUGCGUGUCGGGGACUGUGCCGUGUUCCUGUCACCUGGCCGGCCCCAGCUGCCCUAUGUGGGCAGAGUGGAGAGCCUCUGGGAGUCGUGGAGCUCCAGCAUGGUGGUCAGGGUCAAGUGGUUCUACCACCCGGAGGAGACUCGUCUAGGGAAGCGACACCGCGACGGCAAGAAUGCCUUGUAUCAGUCGAGCCACGAGGACGAGAACGACGUUCAGACCAUCUCCCACCGCUGCCAGGUGGUUAGCAAGACUGAGUACGAUCACCUGACGCGGGAACGCAAGCCAGGCAGCGUGUCCAAUGACCUCUUCUACCUGGCUGGAACCUAUGAACCAACCACAGGUCAGCUCAUCAGCCCAGACGGCAUGGUCAUUGUGUCCUAGCACCACCAGCUGGACGAAAAUCCAGACACUGACCCGGUCUCUGGAGCUGACUGCUCUGAGGUCCAGAAGAGAGCAGGGAACACAGGCAAAUCAAGACAAAGUAUUCUGACUGGGCUUUUCGAUUCGUCCCUCGUAGAAGAAGGAGCUGGCCCACUCGAUGAAGCCUGGCGAUACUGGCACUUAGAGGAGCCCGGGUUGUUCUGAGGAAAAGUCUGACCCACGUCAGAUUUGACCUCUUCAGCACAUGUGGACUGAGGCUCCCUGUUGCAUCGAGUCUGUCUUCGGCCUUCCCUGUGGCUGAAACAACUGCGACGAGAUCGCUGCAACAAAAGUACAGAAACCAAGGACAUGAGCACUUUGAAGUGAAGUAGCUUGGAUAUGUUAUGGAGACAUGGCUUUCUGAAACAAAGACUCAGAGAGCGGGAGAGACUGUUUGGGGUAAGGAGAGACUUGCCGUAAACCACACUGGUUUGUAUGGUUUUAAUGGUCUUAUACUGGUAGUCUGACUACGACAACAAGAGUGAAAGAUCCCCAACAGGACCAAUAAACACUGUAGUUCGGGCUGUGUGUUUAAAUGUAUGCGUGUUUGCAGAGUGGCUGCGAUGACCAUGUCUGGCAUUUAAUGAGCUCUAAGUAAAUAGUGCUUGAGUGUGUGUGUGUUUGUACUGUAUGUGUGCGUGCGUGCGUGCGUGUCGUCAUGCUCGUGUACGCCUGCGCUCAAGAUGUGGACGUCAUGACACACUAGUGGUUAUGGAUUAAUCAGUCCAGUACUUAACGUGCAGUUUCUAGUCCUAGGGGCAGAAACACAAAACGAAAAAAAACAAAAAACAAAAAAAAGUUUUUCUCCUUUCAAGCCAUACACAUCAAUACCUCUCUCUCUCGCGUCCUCCUGUUCGGACGCGAAGACACAUGUACAGGUAGUUGGAUUGUUUAUUUGAACUGCGCGUGCGUGUCGGUGUGCGUGAACAUGUGUGCCUGGGUGAGUGUGUGCGCUUUGUACAGCAUCAUGUGUAGAAUAACACGAUGUAAAUAGUAUAUAUAUUUGUUCUCGUUUCU